GUGGUGUCAGCCGGAAGUGACGAGUGAGGCCCGGGAGCUGCGGACGCGAAGGCGGACGGAGCCGGAGUCGCAGACACCGCGGGGUCUCCGGGACAGGGGCUUCCAGUGCUACAUGUUGUUUCUGUGAGGGAGAUCACAGCCAAUGAUGGCUACCACACUAGAUUUGAAGUCAAAGGAGGAGAAGGAUGCAGAGUUGGACAAGAGGAUCGAGGCUCUUCGUCGGAAGAAUGAGGCCCUCAUCCGGCGCUACCAGGAGAUUGAGGAGGAUCGGAAAAAAGCUGAACUGGAGGGUGUGGCAGUGACAGCCCCCCGGAAGAGCCGUUCCAUGGAGAAGGAGAAUAUGGCAGUGGAGGAGAAGAGCCUGGGUCCCUCUCGGAGGACUCCUGGGACUCCUCGGCCCACAGGGGCCAGCAGAGGGGGCAGGACCCAUCCCCAGCAGGGAGGCCGGGCAGGCGUAGGCCGGGCAUCCCGAGGCUGGGAGGAUGGUGCCGGGGAGCAGCUUCGAGGGGGUCCUGGGGGCCGGGGCCGGAGGGGCCGGGGGCGGGGACCCCCUCAUCUCUUAGGGGCAGUAGACAACUCAACCUCUGAUCGAAAGUCCAAGGAGUGGGAGGAGCGGCGCAGGCAGAACAUUGAGAAGAUGAAUGAGGAGAUGGAGAAGAUUGCUGAAUACGAGCGCAACCAGCGGGAAGGGGUGCUGGAGCCCAACCCAGUACGCAACUUCCUGGAUGAUCCCCGACGUCGGGGCGGGCCCCUCGAGGAGUCUGAGAGGGACCGCCGGGAAGGCAGCCGCCGGCAUGGACGUAACUGGGGAGGCUCAGAUUUUGAGCGGGUGCGCUCCGGCUUGGAACAGGAGCGACAGGGCCGCAGGGCCGGCCUGGGCAGUGGGGGCGACAUGACGAUGUCCAUGACGGGCCGGGAGAGGUCAGAGUACCUGCGCUGGAGGCAGGAGAGGGAGAAGAUCGACCAGGAGCGUCUGCAGCGACACCGCAAGCCCACCGGGCAGUGGCGGCGGGAGUGGGAUGCCGAGAAGACCGAUGGCAUGUUCAAGGAUGGCCCAGCCCCUACCCAUGAACUGUCCCACCGCUAUGAUGACCAAGCUUGGGCAAGACCUCCUAAGCCCCCCACUUUUGGAGAAUUCCUUUCUCAGCACAAAGCUGAAGUCAGCAGCCGCAGGAGGAGAAAGAACAGCCGACCUCAGGCCAAGGUGGCCCCUCGUGCCUAUAGUGACCACGAUAAUCGCUGGGAGACAAAAGAGGAAGCUGUGUCCUCAGCCCCAGAGUCCUCUCAGUCCAUAUCCUUGGAGGAGACACCCACACAGCCUUCUGAGACCCCAGCCCCAGCUCAUCGGCCUCCUGAGGAGGAUGGUGAGGAAGAUGUGGGGGAAGAAGAGGAGGAGGGAGAAGAAGAGGAAGAUGAGGAAGAUGAAGAAUGGGAGGAUGUGAGUGAAGAUGUUACUGAGGAGGAGGAAGAGGAAGAAGAGUUUGACGAGGAGGAAGAGGGUCCUAAGGACCAGGAAGCAGCAGCUGUUGCUGAUCACCAGCCUGAAGCUGAGCCUGCUGGGAAGCCCACCUGUGAGCAGGCGGACCCCGUGCCUGCCGGGCCCCAGGAGUUGCUGUCCCCAGUCCCUGUUGAACCUCCCAGCCCCUUCUCACCCUCUGAGGACCACCAGCCUGUGUCUGACUGGGGAGGUGACCAGCCAGCCCUUGCCUCCUUGGAGAGCGGGCCCAGCUUGGCAGGAACCCUGAAGUCUGAAGAAGAAGGGCCUGAAGCAUCUCCAGGUGGGAUGUGUGAAGCUGGUGGAGAGGUGGGCCCCGAGGGCCAGGAGACGGCGGAGAUCACAGACUUCCAGAGGGUGCGUUUCUGCAAGGUGGUGGCGGCUGCUCCGCCGCCGGGGGCUGCCCGCUGACAGCGCCAGCAGACCAGGGUGCCUCGCUCUGCACUAACCUUCAGCUCCUCUGCUUCUGCUACACUCCGUCCAGGACAGGGUUAAACUUAGUGUGGGAGGAAGCAGGUUAGCAACGAGCCCGGCCCGAGGGGAGUCUUCUAAAUUCGCUGAGGACCCACUGGUACCAGUCGUACGGUACCCGUCUGGCCGAGUCAGCCCCUGUGAGGCCUGGGUGUGCAGGAACCUGCAGCUAGGGCUUGAAUUAAACGCGUGCUACCGCCAACCUUUGAACUGCGCUGCUAGCUGAUCAGGCUAGGCUGCUGUGCUCGGCGGGCUUUGAGGUGGCGGAA
Mus pahari (shrew mouse) is the source of this 2235-nucleotide messenger RNA. It is a transcript of the gene Ccdc9, whose product is annotated as coiled-coil domain containing 9. The transcript has 14 exons. Bases 143 to 1906 code for a protein of 587 amino acids. The record is from RefSeq and is a predicted model, not a curated record. Lineage: Eukaryota; Metazoa; Chordata; Mammalia; Rodentia; Muridae.